Megalops cyprinoides (Indo-Pacific tarpon) is the source of this 2019-nucleotide messenger RNA. RefSeq names its product ORC ubiquitin ligase 1 (gene obi1). Lineage: Eukaryota; Metazoa; Chordata; Actinopteri; Elopiformes; Megalopidae. The record is from RefSeq and is a predicted model, not a curated record. Bases 1 to 2019 code for a protein of 672 amino acids. The transcript is spliced from 7 exons. Gene Ontology annotation, biological process: regulation of DNA replication; protein monoubiquitination. Gene Ontology annotation, molecular function: ubiquitin-protein transferase activity.
AUGGCUCACAGCAUCCCAAACGUGACCCUUUCUCUAACUUUGCCAAUAUCUUGCCAGAUUUGUCUUGGAAAGGUCCGAGAACCUGUCAUCUGUGGCAACUACCACGUGUUCUGCUCUACUUGCAUUGAGGUGUGGUUGAAUAAAGCAAGUCAGUGCCCAACAUGUAGAAUUCCCAUCACUCCUGAUAACCCCUGCAGAAAGAUCAUAGGUGCAACAAAUGAAAGCAAACCUGACGAUAGUCAGUCUACCAAAAAACACCUGCGGAAAGCCAGAUCGGAACUCCUUAUUAAGGAAUACGAGGAUGAAAUCGAGGCUCUUCAAAAAGAAAACGAAGAAUUGAAAAACAAAAACUACAGCAUAGAGACGCAACUUAAAAAUCUGCUCGAUCCGUCUUCAUUGCGCGUGUGUUCUGAAGCACAAGAGGCGAGUCAAAACGCACAGGACAAGAGAAUUGAUCCCCAUGUAUUGGAGGAGUGGACCAAUAAGCUGAGAGCCGCUACAGAUAUUAGCGAGAAAGUAAAACUGGACAUGGAAAAACUAAAAGAGGCAAACAAGACUCUGCGGGCUCAAAAUGUUGAUCUGGUACGAGAGAACCUGCGCUUGAAAGCAGAGGUAGAGAACAGGUCUCCUCAGAAGUUUGGCAGGUACACUGUGGCAGCCCUGGAGGCAAAGAUCAACCAGUAUGAGCGUGACCUACUCCACCUUAGGAGGGCGCUAGAGCGUAGUGAUAAAUACAUAGAAGAGCUGGAGGCCCAGGUGUCGGACAGCGAGGGGAAGCUGUGCAAAAAGGAAGCAGCAGAAAGUCUCCCUGAGGUCACAGACAUUCAUCAAAAGGAAGGAGAAGCCAGCACUGACUGCGUUGCUAUGAAGGAACAAAAAAGGAUUGUGACCAUGAGAAGAAGUCUCAGUGCAAUGGAGGAAGCAUCGGUGUGCACAGAUCUUGACAGACAGGCUGUCAAUUUCUCAGGCUCUUGUGGGUUUCUUCUGACGACAUCCUCGAAACCUGCUGUGUCUGCUACAUUUUGUCCCGAGAGGAAAAACUGCGAGGAUGCUACUCCAGAGAAAGAAAAGGCAGGUUCCUUUCGGCAUCUUUCCUCUCCUUCCACUCCGUCCUCAUCUUUCAGUUGUCUGAGUUUAAAGAGUCCUCAUUGUGUAAAAAGGACAGGUUUCAGGCCCUUGUCCUAUCUCAGAAAGCUCAGUUUUGAUGACUGUAGCAGCAUGCCUGCAUCAGGGAAUGAAAGCUCGAAAAUACCCAGCGUUGGCAGCAGCAUAUCUGGGGACCGCCACUCACUUGUAGGACCUGCUAAACCUACAUUCUGGGGAGCUUGCCAUUUUAAACCUCAGGAUCCAAGUCUAUCCUGUCCAACUCAAACUGAGAAGCUUCAGAAAACUGAGCACCACAAAGGAAAACCAGUGCCGGGCAGGACUUCUGAAGUCAACGCAGACUGUGAAACAGACCACAUGUCCAGUGAGGACUCCAUGAAUGCUGCAUACCUUGACAAAGUCUCUGAGCUGGACACUAUGAUAUCUGAAUGCGACAAUGACAAGGGCUCACACUGUCAUGUAACCUCAGCUGAGUCCUCCGGCAUUAAUAUUUCUGUGGUAUCAGAGCUGGCCGCAUGCACUGAAGUCAUCAGCAACCCCUCUGCUAGACCUGAGGGAAGACCCAACAAGGAAUGUAGUACGGACUCAUGCUGCCAGUGGAGCAGUGUUAGGACAUAUGACAGGAAACCAGUUUCAAAUUCUGAUGAGAGGCUUCCGGAAAUGAAAGGGAAGCUUCUUUCAUCAGUGUCGAACCCAGGCUUUGUUGAUACUGCCAGUGCUCCCAAUAAGAACCUCGUGCUCUACGUGAUGAAUGGCUGCAAGUGGCCUGGCUUGAAUCGCCUGCUAUCUGACAGACCGUACAGUUCAAUGUCUCGCGAGAGAAGCCGCGCUCGCUUGACGAGAUCUGAGGGGCUCAGGUGUAAGCGCUCCUCUCAUCCCAGCAGUAGGAAACGGCAGACGGAUAAGUGCGACUGA